Heterostelium album PN500 is the source of this 2535-nucleotide messenger RNA. It is a transcript of the gene pufA, whose product is annotated as RNA binding protein. Gene Ontology annotation, cellular component: cytoplasm. Bases 1 to 2535 code for a protein of 844 amino acids. The transcript has 4 exons. Lineage: Eukaryota; Evosea; Eumycetozoa; Acytosteliales; Acytosteliaceae. Gene Ontology annotation, molecular function: mRNA 3'-UTR binding. The record is from RefSeq and is a predicted model, not a curated record. Gene Ontology annotation, biological process: post-transcriptional regulation of gene expression.
AUGGAUAAUUCCAAUCAUUUCUUGGGAGAUGAUUUCAAUGGAAUUGACCUUUCAAAAUUGACGAUCAAAUCGAGAUUCGAUCAGACCAUAUCGAGAAGUAGUUCUGCACCACCCGUCUUACCGGAGGAUGAGUUUCCACAGUAUAGCGGAGAGGUAAUCUCACCACAGGAUCCACGUCUCGACAUCCAAUACUAUAACUACUACUAUUCACAGAGACCAUUGGAUCCUAGAUUACCACCUCCUCUCAUCUCUCCAUAUCAAGCCUAUUUCAACAAGAAAAUAAAUGAUGAACCAUUUCAAAUGCAACAGAUGCAACAUCAACAACAUCAACAUCCACAACAUCAUCAACAACAACAACAACAACAACAACAUUAUCAACAUCAACACCAGCAGCAUCAACAUCAACAUCAACAACACCAUCCACAGCCAAUGAAUAAGCAGCAGCAGCAACAGCAUCAACAACAACAGCAGCAUCAACAACAACAGCAGCAAGAGCAUGAUUUCCCAGAGUUGAAUGCUCUUCAAGAGAAAGAGAUGUCAUUGAAGAAACCUCUGCCCUCUCAUGCAAUAGGGCCAACCAGUAUCUUGAGACAGCAGUCACCCGAUAUCGUGUUGAACAACUCGCCUUCAUCGGUGGAUUCGAUUUCACUCGAGGGCAAACCAAAAUCAUUGGUCGACAUGAUUCAACAAGAUUUCCCACGUACACCAUCGCCAGUCUACCAAAAGACAGCACUCGAUCCAAAAUCACACCAACGUCGCCGUUCACAAGCUACCAUCGAAGAGAACUCUCCUCCAUCCGCUCAUGGAUUGUCCUCGAAAUCCUUCCCACAAAUUAGUGAACCAUCACUAAACGAUCCUCAAUUUGAAUUAAACGGUAGAGAUCAUCAUAGUCAUCAUGAUGAUUAUAAUAGCAAUGAUGAUGAAACUUCACAGAAUUAUGGAUAUCCAUAUGGUAUGUCCACCGGUGGCGUAAUGGUUCCACAUAUGUAUCCACCACCUCAGAUGAUGGGUAAUGUAUCGAUGAAUCCAAUGGUUGCAGUGAUGGGAUAUCCAUCGAAAGAUUCUAGACGUGGACAGAAUAUUGUUACUCAAAAUGGAUCAAGUUCAAAGAGAGGUCCACAACAGAUGCAACAUCAACAACAACAACAACACUAUCAACAACAGCAGCAACAACAACAACAAUAUUAUCAACCACAACAACAACAACACAUGAAGAACGAUCCUCAACAACAACAACAAUAUCUUCAACAAUCGAGAAUGCAAAAUCAAUACCAACAACAACAACAGCAGUCACAACAACAACCACCGAUGUUGCCAAGUAGCUACCUGAAUAGCAACAACAAUAACAAUAACUCACGCGAUUACUACCAGCAGGGUAUGAAUUUGAACAUGAAUAUGAAUAUGAACGAUCAACAGAAGCUAUACAACCAACAGCAACAACUCUCAUCGAUGCGACCCAUUCGCCCCAAUGAAGACAUCAAGGAAUUCCAACCAAAACGAAAGCCAAACAUUACCUCACCAAAUACACCAUCGCCAGUUAUCAAUGCUUCAAAUAGUCCGAGUUAUAAUCAAUAUGGAAUUCCAACAUCACAACAACAACAACCACAACAACAACAACAAUUUAUGAAACAACAACACCAUCCAAACAAUGUGAAUAGUCAAAACAAUCACCAACAACAACACCACAACAACUUCAACAACAACAAUCACCAUCAUCACCCAGAGGACAUGUCAGCUCCAACCAAUGUCAAUAAUAAUAAUAACAACCAACAGACUCAAGUAUCACCACCAUAUAAUACAAAUCAACAAUCACCACAACAACAACAACAACAACAACCAUCAUCAGCACAACAACAUGGUAACAACAACAACAAUAGCAAUGGCAAUAACAAUAGUAAUAGUAGUAGCAGUGCUUCGUCUACCUCUAGAUCCCAGUUGCUCGAAGACUUCCGUGCACAGAAAAUGAAGCUUGAGCUCAGCGACAUCAAAGGUCAUAUAGCCGAGUUUAGCAAAGAUCAAGUUGGAUCGCGUAUCAUUCAACAAAAGAUAGAGUCGGCCGGUCUAGAAGACAAGCAACUCGUCUUUGACGAAGUGAUAUACGCCGUGCAUUCACUGAUGACCGACGUCUUUGGAAACUAUGUUCUACAAAAGUUCUUUGAGCACGGAACCGCCGACCAGAAGCGCACCCUUGCCGACAAACUCAAGGGACACAUCCUGCCAUUGGCACUCCAGAUUAACGUCAUUGAGAAGUGCGUACAGUACGGUAACACCAACGAGAGAGCAAUCAUCAUCAACGAAAUAUUGGGUGAUCCAAGUGCUGGAUCAAACGUAAUGCUCAAGGUCCUGAAAGACCCAUACGCAAACUAUGUAAUCCAAAAAAUAUUGGAUAUCGUCGAUAACUCUCAGCGUGAUUUAAUUAUCAACCGUAUUCAACCGUAUAUUCAAACUCUCAAGAAAGUAACCUAUGGAAAACAUAUAAUAUCGAGAAUUGAGAAAAUGGCAACACCAACCAAUAAUCAGAAUAUUUAUAAUUAA